Brettanomyces bruxellensis is the source of this 2352-nucleotide messenger RNA. RefSeq lists its product as uncharacterized. NCBI's taxonomy places the organism in Eukaryota, Fungi, Ascomycota, Pichiomycetes, Pichiales, Pichiaceae. Gene Ontology annotation, biological process: DNA biosynthetic process; Okazaki fragment processing involved in mitotic DNA replication; DNA repair. Gene Ontology annotation, molecular function: ATP binding; DNA ligase (ATP) activity; DNA binding. The transcript has a single exon. The coding region runs from base 1 to 2352 and encodes 783 amino acids. The record is from RefSeq and is a predicted model, not a curated record. Gene Ontology annotation, cellular component: nucleus; mitochondrion.
AUGCCCUCACAACAGCAAACAUUAACUCAAUUCUUCAACUUCUCAUCUUCGAGUCAUAAUCUGGCCCCCAAAGAUAAGGAUAUAAGUAUUAAGCGUGGACGUUCCGUACACAAGGAUGAAAGUUUGAAAAGUUCGUCUGCAAAGAAAACAUCUUCUGAUGGAGAGACAAAAUCUAGGUCUAGGUCUAGGUCAAGAUCCAGAUCUAGAUCGAAAUCCAAGUCUAGGUCCAGAUCUGUAAGCAGAACGGGUUCGCCUUCCAGGAAGAAACCAAAAAAAGAACCUUUGAACGAGGAAUCUGAUGUGGAAAUGGUUGAUGAUGCACCCGAGUCAAACAUUUCACGAUUAGAUAAAGAAAUUGAGAUACACAAGACAAAAAACGAGCUCAAAGAUGCUAAAAAUCUUCUCCGUAUUGAUCAGGAGGUUCACAAAACUAAGAGUCCAACAAAAAUAUUGCCCGAUAAACCAAUUCCAUAUGCCACUUUAUGUAGUGUGUUUGAAAAACUAGAGCAAGAGUCUGGCCGUUUGAAGAAUCUUGCGAUUGCCUCUGAAUUCUUUUGCGAUAUCUUGAGAAAGUCUUCCAGUGAAAAAACGCUCACGGCUGACGGGGCUGUUGCCAAAAAUCUUAUAGAAGUCACUUAUCUCAUGAUCAAUCGACUUGGUCCAGACUAUGAACCAGACUUAGAGUUGGGACUAGGCGAGACAUUACUUUUGAAGGCUUUGGCCCAAAGUACAGGUAGGGAGCUGCAACAUAUAAGAAAGGACUAUCAUCGUCUUGGAGAUAUAGGUGAGGUUGCUUUUAUUUCAAGAACAAAGCAGUCAUUAAUAUUUAAACCAAAACCAUUAAGUAUUCCAGAGGUUUUCCAGAAUUUAACCAAAAUAGCAAAAUCUAUGGGUAAUUCUUCGCAGUCAAAGAAAAUCGCAAUUAUUAACAAGAUGCUUGCAGCUUGUGAAGACCAGGAAGCAAAGUUUCUAAUGAGAUCUCUUGAGGGUAAACUUAGGAUAAACUUUGGUGAGAAGUCUGUGCUUAUGGGGUUAGCGAAAGCAUUUGUUGAAUAUGAAACAGGUGAAAAGUCUUCAGAUGAUGUGGAUCCGGAGGCUUUGGUUAAAGCUGAGCAACAAAUGAAGGAAGCUUACUCUGAGACUCCAAAUUAUGAGUUGAUUAUAAAGAACUGCAUCAAAUAUGGCGUGUCUCAUGUGUCAGAGCAUUGUACACUUAAGCCGGGAAUACCAGUUAAGCCGAUGCUUGCUCGCCCUACAAAAUCUAUUGCAGAGAUCAUGGAUACAAUGGAGGGUAAAGAAUUUACCUGUGAGUAUAAAUACGAUGGAGAACGUGCUCAAGUUCAUCUAUUACCAGACGGUGACAUGAGAGUUUAUUCCAGAAAUUCGGAAAAUAUGACGGAGAGAUAUCCAGAUUUAAUUCCAGUUAUUGAGGAGCUCAGAAAGGAAAACCCAGAAAUAAAGUCUUUGAUCUUGGAUUCAGAAUGUGUUGCAUGGGAUACAGAAGAACAUAAAAUACUUCCAUUCCAAACAUUGUCAACGAGGAAGAGAAAGGGCGUUCAAGAGAAGGAUAUUAAAGUUAAAGUGUGCUUAUUUGUCUUCGAUCUUUUAUUUUACAACGGCGAACCCAUUAUAAAUAAGCCAUUGGAUCAACGUAGAGAAUUGUUGUUCAAGCACAUUCAUGAAGUUCCAGAGAAGCUUAGAUUUGCCACAAAAAUGAAUUCAACGGAUGUGAAAGAAAUGGAGAAAUUCUUGGAUGAGUCUGUUCAUGAUUCAUGUGAGGGUUUGAUGAUCAAAGCAUUACAUGGAGAAGAUGCAUGCUACAGACCCGCAAAGAGGUCUAAAAACUGGCUUAAAUUGAAAAAGGAUUAUCUUGAAGGAGUGGGAGAUUCUCUAGAUCUUGUUGUUAUUGGUGGAUAUAUAGGAAAAGGUAAGAGAACAGGAUGGUAUGGAGGCUUUUUGUUGGCAUCAUAUAACCAAGAUACGGGUGAGUAUGAAUCGGUGUGUAAAAUUGGCACUGGUUUCAGUGAAGAUCUUUUAAUGGACUUGGCAAAACAGUUGAAACCGAAGGAAAUUUCAGAACCAAAAUCAUUUUUUGUUUACAACAGGGAAAAUCCAAAUGCCACUCCAGACGUUUGGUUUGAACCAUCAUUGGUCUUUGAGGUUAGAGUCGCAGAUUUAACUACUUCUCCAAUAUAUAUGAGUGGAGCAUCUUACUUUGGUGACGGAGAAAAGGGUAUCUCCUUAAGGUUCCCAAGAUUUGUUCAGAUCAGAACAGAUAAGGGAACUGAAGAUGCUACAAGUAGUGAACAAAUUGUGGAGAUGUAUGAGAGACAAGCAGUCAGACAAUCUUGA